AUGAAAUACACAGACGUGUCGUUCCGUGAUCUUGGCUCUAUAUCAUCCUCGAGUUUACAAGGAGACAACAUUACGGACCAGAAUGCAGAGUCAAGAAAGGUCACGCACCAGACGAUAUGGCCGGCGAUAUUGGUGUUCAUUGGACUCACCAUACCCACAACUUUCAGCGUCCUCGUUUUAGCCAGUAGUGUUCGGGGCUGGACCUUUCCGUACUCGACCUACAACUUCAUCACUCGAAAUCGAGCCUCCGUCCAAUUGGUCAUCCAACUUCUUUCGAAUGGUUUAGCACUCGUCAACACUACUAUUUUAUGCAACUUGAUAAAUCGCGCGACCCGUAUACGUUGGAAGAACACACCUGCAUCACUGAACAUCAUACGCUUCUGGAAUGGACUAUGCGUUCGAUCGAUAGACUGGACAAUACCUCUGCACCUGUUACUCCCGUUACUGGCCUUUAUCGUGCUCACCGCCGCACCUUCUGCCAUAUGGGUCGGUGCUUUGACACCUGUUGCCAUCAAUGUCACCAGUUAUAAUGUCAUUGACAUCCCCACCUAUGGGCAGACAGCAAAUAUCAAGGAAUGGCCUUCAGAGAUUGGAGCCCAAGGGCCGAUCCUCAGUACAACCCAAGGACUGUUCUCAUACUCGGUCGCGUUACAGCUUCAGGCUAGCUUAUUGACGGCAGCAUCAUCAGCCACGACAGUAGACGGCUCUGUAAGGCAGCAUGCAAAACUGGACAAGUCGCGUUUCACAUAUUUUGGCCGCUCCUACGGUGUUGGUGCUUCCGUCGGUUUGAAUGAUCUAGACUUCCAGAAGAACCCGUAUCUUGCAUACACUUAUCAAGAAAUUGGGUUCGAGACUACGGUUACCUGCAUCAAAAACUCGAGUAGCGAAUUCAUGCUCAUGGAGACCGGCGAUACCUUCCUAUAUAGAGCCUAUGGCAGACUACCAAAUAGCGGAAAUAAGGGGCCUGAAGAUUCGGUAUAUAUAGGUCAUAGUACUGAUUCUAUCCUGGCCAUUGGCGUAGGAAGAAACCCAGAAGAUCCUCGCCGGAUGCUGGCCAUUACAGCAGGCGAUAGUUACGCGCACCUCAACACCACGCAAUGCAGUAUGGAAUUCCAACCCACGAUUUUCGACGUCGAUGUAGACAUCCGCACGCGAAACAUCAGCGUUACGCCCUUACGCAAGGCCGACGAGUUUUACCCUAGUUCUAGCAAUUUGACCCAAACAGCUAUGCGGCAAUUUGAAUUGAUUUCAAAUGUUCAAACGAACAUGUACGCCUCCGUUCUUGGCAACGCCUUCAAUAGCAGUAUCACAGACUACAUCACGGCGUCUACCAGCCAAGCAAUCACACUCGAAGACGCCACGCUCCCUGGCUUGGAAAAUGCGCUGACGGUUAUGUUGGACGACAUGCUUGUCGCGUAUGCAAGUGCGCAGUUGAUAAUCCAGAAAGACAUUAAGCCUGUCAACAUGCAGAUUACGAAAUCGGCGCUCCGGGUCGGCGAGGAUGUGUACAUCUAUGCUAUCUUCGCGAUUAACGCUUUCAUCAUCUUGCUUGUUAUAAUGGAAUAUGUGAGGACGAGAAACUGGAAGGAAGUGCCUAUGAUAGACUAUCUAGAUCCAGGCGCCUUGAUGGUUGGAAGUGCUACCGGAACCUGUUCAUUGGAAGUACCGAAGACGUUAUCACGUUAUAUCAAGUUUCGUCGCUCGGGCGCUUCUGUUAAGCUCCAAGUUCAUUGUCAAAACUGGAUUGCGACAUGA
Dothidotthia symphoricarpi CBS 119687 is the source of this 1755-nucleotide messenger RNA. RefSeq lists its product as uncharacterized. The coding region runs from base 1 to 1755 and encodes 584 amino acids. The transcript is spliced from 2 exons. The record is from RefSeq and is a predicted model, not a curated record. Lineage: Eukaryota; Fungi; Ascomycota; Dothideomycetes; Pleosporales; Dothidotthiaceae.